Coffea eugenioides is the source of this 1794-nucleotide messenger RNA. Its product is annotated as probable glycosyltransferase At3g07620. NCBI's taxonomy places the organism in Eukaryota, Viridiplantae, Streptophyta, Magnoliopsida, Gentianales, Rubiaceae. The transcript has 3 exons. Gene Ontology annotation, molecular function: glycosyltransferase activity. The record is from RefSeq and is a predicted model, not a curated record. The coding region runs from base 20 to 1612 and encodes 530 amino acids.
GUUCUUAAAUGGAAAAUAAAUGUACAAAAGAAAGAGCUUUCGAUUGCUACUCAGUUUUGACUGUAGCAUCCCUCUUUCUCUCAUUUCGAACCUUUGGGGGAAGAAAUUAAGACCAACUAACCCUUUCCGCGAAUUCCUUAUGGCUUCUUCCGUUUUCUUGUACGCUAUCAUCUGCUUUAAUCGUACUAAUUUACACACACCCAAGGCCAUUUUCUGCAUACCCACAUUAUUAGCCUUAUUCACCACUACUUGUAUUCUCUUCUAUAUCUGCUCCACUUCCAAUUAUCUCUUGGUUUUUCCAUCUCAAAGCCAUGUUCGUGUCAAACAAUCUUCAGCAACUGGGAUGCUCUCUAUCUCAAGCUCAACUUCUCGGAAUCAAAGACAGACCAAGUUAUCCGCACCUGGGGCAUUUUCCAACUCAACAGGAGUUACAGGACUGGUCAACUUAUCUGUUGUCGGGCUUCCAACCCCAUUUGAGUACCAGAAAAUUUCUCAUUUUGCCGUGGAUGAUGCUCUGGAAAAUACUAGGCUAGGGAAAUCUGAAAUGAUAUCAAGUGGAAACUAUGUGAAUAACGAGGUGUUCCAUGACAGAGAUUUCUUUGUGGGGAACUAUGGGCAAAUGAACAGGAGUUUGAAGAUAUACGUCUAUUCUCACAGAAGUGACGAUCCUUUUGCUAAUAUCCUGUUGCCUGUGAAUUUUGAACCUGGGGGUAAUUAUGCCAGUGAGAGCUAUUUCAAGAAGGUUCUUAUGAUCAGCCAUUUCAUUACAAAGGAUCCUUCCAAAGCUGAUCUCUUUUUUCUGCCCUUCUCGAUUGCAAGAUUGAGGCAUGAUCCAAGAGUUGGGAUUCGUGGCAUCCAAGACUUCAUCAGAAACUAUAUAUCUAACAUCAGUCAUGAGUACCCUUACUGGAAUCGAAGUGGAGGUGCUGACCAUUUUUAUGUUGCUUGUCAUUCUGUUGGACGGUCUGCCAUGGAGAAAACGAUUAAAGUUAAGCUCAAUGCCAUCCAAGUUGUAUGCUCUUCCAGCUACUACGUAUCAGCUUAUGUUCCCCACAAAGAUGCAUCCUUGCCGCAGAUUUGGCCAAGGCAAGGCGAUAAUCCAGAUCUUGCAGCAUAUGAAAGGAGAACGCUGGUGUUUUUUUCUGGAUCAUUAAACUCCCCUGUACGGGAAAAUCUUCUUCGAGUAUGGGGAAACGAUACAGAGAUUUCUGUCCACACUGGUCACCUUGAAAAACCUUACACAGAGGAGCUUCUAAGCAGCAAAUUCUGCCUUCAUGUUAAAGGCUUCGAGGUGAACACGGCUCGUAUCAGUGACGCACUAUACUAUGGGUGCGUCCCAGUGAUAAUUGCCAACCAUUAUGAUCUUCCUUUUGCUGACGUACUGAAUUGGAAGAGCUUCUCUGUUGUUGUUGCCACUUUAGAUAUACCAAAACUGAAGAAGAUUCUCCGAGGCAUAAGUACUGAUGAAUAUCUUGUCCUGAAAAACAAUGUCAUCAAUGUUAGAAAACAUUUCCAGUGGCAUCUUCCACCCUUUGAUUAUGAUGCAUUUUACAUGGUCAUGCAUGAGCUAUGGCUCAGACGAAGUUCCUUGAGGGUUUCGGGUGAUUUUUAGUAAAUGAAGCGGUUAAAUACUUUGUUUUACAACUGAGUCUUGUUAGUUUAGUCAUCUGGUGCUUGCAGUCCCUUGCUUCUGUUCAUUCAUUUGCUUCUGUUCACAUGUAAAGCUAAUCUUCAUUAUAUUCGUCAACUUUGUUAACCUCUAAUCCAUCAAUCCCCAGAAUUUCAAGUACCAAA